UUUGCGCACGCGUGUCCUUCUUUCUUCCUUUCCGACGCUCGAGCGAAAGAGACAAGAUGGGCCACCAGCAGCUCUAUUGGAGUCACCCCAGAAAAUUCGGACAGGGAUCCCGAUCCUGCCGAGUAUGCUCGAACAGACACGGUCUGAUCCGUAAAUACGGACUCAACAUGUGCCGCCAGUGCUUCAGGCAGUACGCUAAAGACAUCGGUUUUGUCAAGCUGGACUAAAUGUCCUAUGCCGACUUGUCCUCAUUGGGUCCAUGUGAUCUUUGGAAGGCUGGCCAAGAUGGGAUAAUUUAGCACUGCAAAUAAAUGUGUUCUUUUUGUCCAA
This is a messenger RNA of Scomber japonicus (chub mackerel), 330 nucleotides long. RefSeq names its product ribosomal protein S29 (gene rps29). Gene Ontology annotation, molecular function: structural constituent of ribosome; zinc ion binding. Lineage: Eukaryota; Metazoa; Chordata; Actinopteri; Scombriformes; Scombridae. Gene Ontology annotation, biological process: translation. The transcript is spliced from 3 exons. Gene Ontology annotation, cellular component: cytosolic small ribosomal subunit; ribosome. The record is from RefSeq and is a predicted model, not a curated record. Bases 57 to 227 code for a protein of 56 amino acids.